Gorilla gorilla gorilla (western lowland gorilla) is the source of this 5083-nucleotide messenger RNA. RefSeq names its product zinc finger protein 527 (gene ZNF527). The record is from RefSeq and is a predicted model, not a curated record. NCBI's taxonomy places the organism in Eukaryota, Metazoa, Chordata, Mammalia, Primates, Hominidae. Gene Ontology annotation, biological process: regulation of transcription by RNA polymerase II. Bases 213 to 2042 code for a protein of 609 amino acids. The transcript has 5 exons. Gene Ontology annotation, molecular function: DNA-binding transcription factor activity, RNA polymerase II-specific; RNA polymerase II cis-regulatory region sequence-specific DNA binding.
GUGGUUCGCGGGGUCCAUGGGGAACGCGGUGUCUGUCGCUGGUUCAGAUCUCGCAGAGCUGAGUCCUGCACGCCUCAGUCCUCGCCUCGCUCCUGCUCGCGGAGGAUUCUGGGAGGUGACGUCGCGGGUCUCGGUCGCGGGGCCCGUUUGCAGAGCUCGCGGCGCCGGGAGGACUUUCUUCUUCUUCAGAAGAGAAAACUGAAGAAGGAGGAAUGGCUGUGGGGCUUUGUAAAGCCAUGUCCCAGGGGUUGGUGACCUUCAGAGAUGUGGCGCUAGACUUUUCCCAAGAAGAGUGGGAAUGGCUGAAGCCAUCUCAGAAGGAUUUAUACAGAGAUGUCAUGUUGGAGAACUACAGGAACUUGGUAUGGCUUGGACUCUCCAUUUCUAAGCCCAACAUGAUCUCCUUACUGGAGCAAGGGAAGGAACCGUGGAUGGUGGAGAGAAAGAUGUCACAGGGUCACUGUGCAGACUGGGAGUCUUGGUAUGAAAUUGAGGAAUUAUCUCCAAAAUGGUUCAUUGAUGAAGACGAAAUAUCCCAGGAGAUGGUAAUGGAAAGGCUAGCAAGUCAUGGCCUUGAAUGCUCCAGUUUCAGAGAAGCCUGGAAAUAUAAGGGUGAAUUUGAGCUACAUCAGGGAAAUGCGGAGAGGCAUUUCAUGCAAGUGACAGCUGUUAAGGAAAUCUCUACUGGGAAAAGAGACAAUGAAUUUAGUAAUUCUGGGAGAAGCAUACCCCUGAAAUCAGUAUUUUUAACACAACAGAAAUUUCCUACCAUACAGCAAGUACAUAAAUUUGAUAUUUAUGAUAAACUCUUCCCCCAAAAUUCAGUCAUAAUUGAAUAUAAAAGACUCCGUGCUGAGAAGGAAUCUUUGAUAGGUAAUGAAUGUGAAGAAUUCAACCAGAGUACGUACUUUAGUAAAGAUAUAGGAAUUCCUCCUGGGGAGAAACCUUAUGAAAGUCAUGAUUUUUCAAAGCUCUUAAGUUUCCACUCAUUAUUUACUCAACAUCAGACCACUCAUUUUGGAAAAUUACCCCAUGGAUACGAUGAAUGUGGUGAUGCCUUUAGCUGUUACUCAUUCUUUACUCAACCUCAGAGAAUUCACAGUGGAGAGAAACCAUAUGCAUGCAAUGACUGUGGAAAAGCCUUUAGCCACGACUUCUUUCUCAGUGAACAUCAAAGAACUCAUAUUGGGGAGAAACCUUAUGAAUGUAAGGAAUGUAACAAAGCCUUCAGACAGAGUGCUCACCUUGCUCAACAUCAGAGGAUCCACACUGGAGAGAAACCGUUUGCGUGCAAUGAAUGUGGGAAGGCCUUUAGCCGUUAUGCCUUCCUUGUUGAACAUCAGAGAAUUCACACAGGUGAGAAACCAUAUGAAUGUAAAGAAUGUAAUAAAGCCUUCAGACAGAGUGCUCACCUUAAUCAACAUCAGAGGAUUCACACUGGAGAGAAACCCUAUGAAUGUAAUCAGUGUGGAAAAGCCUUCAGCAGACGCAUAGCCCUUACUCUACAUCAAAGAAUUCACACAGGAGAGAAACCCUUCAAAUGUAAUGAAUGUGGGAAGACCUUUGGCUAUCGCUCACACCUGAAUCAACAUCAGAGAAUUCAUACCGGAGAAAAGCCCUAUGAAUGCAUUAAAUGUGGGAAGUUUUUUAGGACUGACUCACAACUUAAUCGACAUCAUAGAAUUCACACUGAAGAGAGACCAUUUGAAUGCAGUAAAUGUGGGAAAGCCUUCAGUGAUGCUUUAGUUCUAAUUCACCAUAAGAGAAGUCAUGCAGGAGAGAAACCCUAUGAAUGUAACAAAUGUGGAAAGGCCUUCAGUUGUGGCUCAUAUCUUAAUCAACAUCAAAGAAUUCAUACUGGAGAGAAACCUUAUGAAUGUAGUGAAUGUGGGAAGGCUUUUCAUCAGAUCUUGUCCCUAAGACUACACCAGAGAAUUCACGCUGGAGAAAAACCUUAUAAAUGUAACGAAUGUGGGAAUAAUUUUAGCUGUGUCUCAGCCCUUAGACGACAUCAGAGAAUUCAUAAUAGAGAAACGCUCUGAUUAUAACAAGUAUAGGAAAGAAAACAUGUGGUUACCACUCAGUCCUUAUUAAAUAUUAGUGAGUUCUUUUUGGUUAGUAAUUCUUCGAAUGUAAUUCAUAUUUCAGUUCAUGAGUAUCCAUUAUUUGAAGUAGCUCAGUAGUAGGCAUCUGUUACUUUUUUUUUUUUUUUUUUUUUUUUUCAGACAGAGUCUCACUCUGUUGCCCAGGCUGGAGUGCAGUGGUGUAAUCUUGGCUCACUGCAGCCUCUGCCUCCUGGGUUCAAGCAAUCCUCCUGCCUCAGCCUCCUGAGUAGCUGGGAUUACAGGUGCCUGCCACCAUACCUGGCUAAUUUUUGUAUUUUAGUGGAGACGGGGUUUCACCACAUUGGUCAGGGUGAUCUCGAACUCCUGACUUUAGGUGAUCCACACGCCUCAGACUCCCAAAGUGCUGGGAUUAUGGGCGUGAGCCACCGCGCCUGGCCACAUGUGUUACUUUUUGAUCUGUUCUAUACCUGGCUUACCCCACCCUCAAUGCAUAUGAUUCAGAUGAAACUGUUAAUCAGGGACAGCAGUGGACUGGUCACAGGCUGGCCAAUUAUUUCCCCCAACCUAGUGAUAAGGGAUUGGCAAAUGGCCCUGUCUGGAUCAAUGAAGUCCUUUGCGGGUAUUCCUAUGGGCAGUAAGAGAGGUUUUAUUCUGGAACUGCAAGUUUCAAGGAUUUAAUAAGAUUAAAAACUCACUAGUAGCCUUUUUGCCACUCAUGAGAAAAGCUUUCCCAAAGAGAAAUCUAACAGAGAAAAAUGGAGAUGAGAGACAGAAAUAUGAUGAUACAGUUUGAUCUGCUGGAUUCAGUCAUUCCUGACAGCUACACCAUCACCAUCCUUUUUCAUUUUUUGUGAUCCAAUAAAUUUCCUUUUUUGUUUUUUUGGCUUAAUUUGGAUUAUAUUUUUGCCUCAUGGAAUUAGAGUGCUGAUUCACACAUUCUAUGUUUGCUAUACAUAAAAGAAAGCCUUAAUUUUUUACGUGGCAUAAUUAUUUAUCCUGAGGAGCAACCUUCUGAUAUAACAAGUUUAUGAAAGUUGAAUACACAGCCUUCAUAAAACUGAGAUAAUUGUUACAUUUUAUUUGUCGAUAGAACUAUUUUAGUGUUUCUUAGUUUUUUUCACAUUAUAGCUGAAUAUUUUAAAAUUCACCAAGUAAAAUUCUUUAACAGGCUUCCCCUUAAGGAGUUAAAAUCAUUUGUCACAGUGACUCACCGUUUGCCUGUAAAGAGAGAAUGGAAAGCUAAGAGAAUAAUAGUUUCAUUUGUUUAAUGAAUGGCUCUUCAUCUUCAAGGAAUUACUUGAUUUUCUUCUUUCAGUAUGGGUCUAAACAUAUUCUGUGGCAGAAUAUAAUAAAAUUAAAUUGUAAAUGAGGUAUUUUGUGGGUAGGCUCUAAAUUUGGUUUAAGACCGGGUGCGGUGGCUCACGCCUGUAAUCCGAGCACUUUGGGAGGCCGAGGCGGGCAGAUCACCUGAGGUCAGGAGUUCGAGACCAGCCUGACCAACAUGGAGAAACCCCGUCUCUACUAAAAAUACAAAAUUAGCCGGGUGUGGUGGUGCGUGCCUGUAAUCCCAGCUACUCGGGAGGGUGAGGCAGGAGAAUCGCUUGAACCUGGGAAGUGGAGGUUACAGUGAGCGAAGAUCGCGCCAUUGUACUCCAGCCUGGGCAACAAGAGUGAAACUCCUUCUCAAAAUAAAUAAAUAAAUAAAUAAAUAAAUAAAUAAAUAAAUAAAUAAAUUUGGUUUAAGAAGUGUAUGGAUAACUUCUUUGCAGCUAGAGAUAUCAAACAAAGAUAUUGCUGGCAGAAAGAAUGAGUCAUUUUUAACAAAUGGUAAAAGUAAAGCAGUUAAUGCCUAAAAUUUUUAGAGACUAAAUCAUUUCCAUUAUUGGGAGUAAUGAGGAAGAUGAAGGUGUAGGGCAAUACAUUUCUUUUUUAUCUGAAUGGAUAUAGGGAAAUAAACUGGUGAUAUGGCAGCUGGGCCAUCUUGAAUAGUGAGAACCAGUAAGAAUAUUGGGUAUUGCCUGAAGAGCAUCUGUAAAAACAUAUCAGAACAAAUGAAAGAGGAAAGAAUGAAGGAUUUAUAUGUGUGCAUAGAGUGAAUAUAUGUGUGCAUAGAGUGAAAUAUUCAACUUAUACUUAUUUCUAAUAAAAUCUGAAAAUUAUUUUUCAUAAAUAUUCAAAUUCCCUUUAAACAGCUUAAAAUACAGAUUUAGUGACUCAGUACUUCAAACCUUGAAUAGAAACAAAUAUGAUUAUAAAAUAUUUCCAAACUUAUGUUACAUCUAAUCUGAAACAUAUUAAUAUUAUAAGCUUAAUUCAUGUCAUCAUUUCUUUAUUUUUUAUUAUAUUUCCUGGAGGUAUAAGGAUAUUUAUUUUUAUAAUUUCCAAGCACUGAGUAAUAAUUUAUUUCAGAAAGUUUCAGAAGGUUACAGUAAACUUUACCAAACUUGAAGAAGAAGAAUGACUCAGAUCAGUAAGAAGAGUCUGAGUUCCUCACUAAUUGAUUUUUAUUUUAUUUAUUUAUUUUUUUUGAGACAGGGUCUCAUUCUGUUAUCCAGGCUGGAAUGCGGUGACACAAUCAUGGCUCACUGCAGCCUCAACUUCCCAGGCUCAAGCGACCCUCCCACCUCAGCCUCCUGAGUAGCUGGGACUACAGGUGUGCUCUACCACACCUGGCUAAGUUUCACGUUUUUUUGUAGAGAUGGGGUUUCGCGAGUUGCCCAGGCUGGUCUCCAACUCUUGGUCUGAAGUGAUUUGCCCAUCUCGGCUUCCCAAAGUGCUGAGAUUAUAGGGAUGAGCCACUGUGCACAGCUACUAAUCGAUUUUUGAUCUAUGUAUGGCACCUGAUUUCAUCCUCGAGAGUGACGUAAACCUAAGCUACUGGUUCAUUCUCUGUUUAUAUAGUUAAACUUCACUUGUAAUGUUGGUAAAAUCUUUUGUACCCAUGUGUUUAGCUUCAAUGUAUUUUACAAUCUGACGUUUCUCCUCACAAUGAAGUACUAAAUUUUGUUUCUUUUCAA